UUUGAGAGAAUCCAGGCACAUCAAUAUGAAUCUCUUCUGUUUUUCACUGGAAGGCUCUAUGGACAGUUUAUAUGAACCAGUGCCAGAGCAACACAAUAAUAAAGAAAAUGCCUACCCAUCUACCAAUACCUAUGAGAAAAGUGGAAAGUCAAAAAGAUCUACAAUGGUUACAGAAUUAGAUGAUAACCAAGUAGAAUCAAUGGGCACAUUACAAAGACUAUGGAAGUUGGUUGGAACCAAGAAGGCCAGUGUGCAUAGUUUGGAUGAAUUCAAUCAUACAUCAACGCCUCUCAAGAAAUCUUUUGAUUAUUUAGAUUCACCCCAAGACAGUAAUCACUCAGAAGAGGAAGAUGACACUUUGAUUUCAUGCAUGAAACUAAUGAAGAGCCAAGAAAAGAAAGUUUAUAAAGAUAACACAAUGAAAAAUGAAGAGACUGAACGUAGAAUGGAUUUUGUUUCUCCUUCCCUGGAAAGAUUCCAUACUUCUAGAGCAAGCUAUUUAGAAGACAUUUCACCCCACUCUGGAAAUGAAUUUGAAGUAUGGAAUGACUGGAAGACAUUUACUGAUAAUCAACUCUGGCCGUGUGAUUUUCUUAUUUCUCAAACUGGAAGAUGGGGAAGCUAUACUUGUUCUGCCCACCACUCAAUACUCACUUCUUCCCUCAUAGAUAUGGAUCUGCCACAUUCAUGGCGCAGCAGCAGCUUUGGGAAUUUUGACCGUUUUCGGAACAAUUCCAUAUCCAAACCAGAACAUUCAAAUGAAAAAUGUGAAGAGGAAAGGAUAAAUGGAGGUAAAGAGCAAGAAUCAACUAAAACUCCAAAUAAUGGUGGAAGUCUAGGCAAAAAAAUGAGGGCUAUUUCCUGGACCAUGAAGAAAAAAAUUGGCAAGAAGUACAUCAAAGCCCUUUCUGAGGACAAGGAUGAAGAAGAUGAAGAGGAUGCCCACUCCUAUAGAAACAGUGAUCCAGGAUUUGCAGCCUACACUGAGAAAUUUCCUCUCAAAUCCAGCGACUCCAUGGACAGUAUCUACAGUGGUCAAAGUUCAUCCAGUGGAAUCACAAGCUGUUCAGAUGGAACAAGUAAUAGAGAUAGCUUUCGAUUGGAUGAUGAAGUCCCAUAUACAGGGCCAUUCUGUGGCCGAGCCAGAGUACAUACAGAUUUCACACCAAGUCCUUAUGACACUGACUCACUCAAAAUUAAGAAAGGAGACAUUAUAGACAUUAUUUGCAAAACACCAAUGGGUAUGUGGACAGGAAUGCUGAAUAAAAAAGUGGGCAAUUUCAAAUUCAUUUAUGUGGAUAUAAUCUUGGAAGAGGAAGCAACACCAAAGAAGAUGAAAGUGCCCCAAAAGAAUAAGAGGGCCAAACCACAAACUGUGCAGGAAUUCCUAGAGAGGAUUCUUCUCCAGGAAUAUACUUCAACACUUUUGUUAAAUGGUUAUGAGACCCUAGAAGAUUUAAAAGAUCUAACAGAAAGUCAUUUGAUUGAACUGAACAUUGAAAACCCAGAAGACAGGAUGAGGUUGCUAUCAGCAGCUGAAAAUCUACUUGAUGAUGAAACGUUAGAAGAAGAAAGUGAACCUGCAUCCCCAUCUUUCAAGCCAGGCAUCACUUUUAACAAUUCACAGUUCAAUGACUGUCCAAGAGAUUCUGGUUGUUACAUCUCAUCAGAAAGUUCAGAUAAUAGCAAAGAAGAUCUGGAGUCUGAAAAACUGUCCAACAUGGUAGAGAAAAUUACUAUCACAGAGUCAAAUGAUUGAGCCUAUGUUUCUCAGCAUUAUAAGCAGAUCUAAAGAUGAAACUAAUAAUCAAGAUGGAAAUGUAGUAGUGAACUGUAACAGUUUUUAUAUUUAAUAAUUCUUGAUGAUACACAGAUUUAUUUUAAUGUUUCAAAAUUUUGAUAAAAAUGUCAUUAUUAAAUGAUUUGUAGAUCAUGGUUGGAAGAACAAAUUAAGAGAAAAUAUGUUUUUAAAACACUUUCUAAAUCAAAAAAGUUAUUGUCCUUCAUGCAUUCCCAAUUGUUGUAAAUAGUGUAUUUAUUAUUUUAAAAGCUAGAUGUUAAUAGCUCUUCAUUUCUUUCUCUUCAUGUCCCUGAUUUACAUGACACUUAUCUUUAGAAGCAUUUUACAGGUUCAUCAUCUUGAUAUUUGUCCCUUAAGAAAAAAGCAGUACUACCUCCAUGCCUACCAGUUACAAGUUUGUGUAUGCAAUUAUAGUGAUGAAUAGCUAUGCCACAGAUAACUGCCUAUAAACUUAACUAUAAAUCUCUUGUCAAUAUCCCUCCUUUCCCUAGCCCUACCUCAAGCAAGUUGUGAAAGCAUUUUAACAGGCAUGGUUUAUAUAUAUAUAUAUAU
Dromiciops gliroides (monito del monte) is the source of this 2353-nucleotide messenger RNA. RefSeq names its product SAM domain, SH3 domain and nuclear localization signals 1 (gene SAMSN1). The record is from RefSeq and is a predicted model, not a curated record. The coding region runs from base 26 to 1759 and encodes 577 amino acids. Gene Ontology annotation, molecular function: protein binding. Lineage: Eukaryota; Metazoa; Chordata; Mammalia; Microbiotheria; Microbiotheriidae. The transcript is spliced from 11 exons.